Lepisosteus oculatus (spotted gar) is the source of this 3773-nucleotide messenger RNA. It is a transcript of the gene mta3, whose product is annotated as metastasis associated 1 family, member 3. The record is from RefSeq and is a predicted model, not a curated record. Gene Ontology annotation, cellular component: nucleoplasm; NuRD complex. Gene Ontology annotation, biological process: negative regulation of transcription by RNA polymerase II. Lineage: Eukaryota; Metazoa; Chordata; Actinopteri; Semionotiformes; Lepisosteidae. Gene Ontology annotation, molecular function: transcription coactivator activity; histone deacetylase binding; chromatin binding.
CAGGAAACAGGGCUCGGAGCUGAUCUGAAGCCUUUCGGCGUGUUUGUUGCUGUAUUGUACUGUAUGCAGGGAGAGGGGGGGUUGUUUUAAAUCUCUCUCCCGCUCAAGUCUCGUUCCACCCCCCCACCCCCCACCACGCCAUUUCAUUGCGGUAUAUUUAUAUAUAGGUACUCUUUUAUUUAUUUUUAUUUUAUUUUGUAGUUUAUGAUUUUCCCUUUUUAUUUUUUUCACGCUCCAGGAGGGCAGAAAUGGCGGCCAACAUGUACCGGGUCGGAGAUUAUGUGUUCUUUGAGAACUCUUCAAGCAACCCAUAUCUAAUCAGAAGAAUAGAAGAGUUGAACAAGACUGCAAGUGGCAAUGUUGAGGCAAAGGUGGUCUGCUUUUACCGGAGGAGGGACAUCUCGAACAGCCUCAUACAGCUUGCAGAUAAGCAUGCCAAGGAGCUGGAAGAAGAGAAGGAGAACCCCAGCGAGCCUGAUCUCACCGAGAAGCAGAAACACCAGCUUAGACACCGCGAACUCUUCUUGUCCCGCCAGUAUGAGUCACUACCAGCAACACAUAUCAGGGGAAAAUGCAGUGUCGCUCUCUUGAACGAAACGGAAUCAGUUCUCUCUUAUCUGGACAAAGAGGACACCUUCUUCUACUCACUGGUGUAUGACCCCACGCAGAAAACCCUGCUGGCAGACAAGGGCGAGAUCCGCGUGGGGCCCCGAUUCCAGGCGGAUGUUCCCGAUAUGCUGCAGGAAGGAGAGCCAGAUGAGAGGGACCAGUCCAAACUGGAGGUGAAGAUGUGGGACCCACACUGCCCUCUAACCAACAGGCAGAUAGACCAGUUUCUCGUAGUAGCUCGUGCCGUGGGGACGUUUGCGCGGGCCUUGGACUGCAGCAGCUCUGUCAGACAGCCCAGCCUUCAUAUGAGCGCCGCUGCCGCCUCCCGGGACAUCACGCUGUUCCAUGCCAUGGACACCCUGCACCGGCACGGCUACGACCUGUCCAGCGCCAUCAGCGUGCUGGUGCCCCAGGGCGGCCCGGUGCUGUGCCGGGACGAGAUGGAGGAGUGGAGCGCCUCAGAGGCCAACCUCUUCGAAGAGGCACUGGAGAAAUACGGCAAGGACUUUAAUGACAUCCGGCAAGACUUUCUUCCAUGGAAAUCCCUGACGAGUAUCAUAGAAUAUUACUACAUGUGGAAAACCACCGACAGAUACGUGCAACAGAAGCGACUUAAGGCAGCAGAGGCUGAAAGCAAGCUGAAACAAGUUUACAUCCCAACUUACAACAAGCCCAACCCGAACCAGAUCUCGGCAAGUAAUGGUAAAACUGCCACGAUGAACGGUGCAGCCGGGGCGGGCAGCUUCCAGCAGCCGGGCUUGGGCCGGGCCUGCGAGAGCUGUUUCUCCAUGCAGUCGCCUCAGUGGUACUCCUGGGGUCCCCCCAACAUGCAGUGUCGUCUGUGUGUGUCCUGCUGGGUGUACUGGAAGAAGUACGGGGGCCUGAAGAUGCCAAGCCGAGCUGAAGGAGAAGAGAAGAUGUCCCCCAGCCCAGCCCCCAACGAGCCGCGGUCCCGGGGUCACGGGCCCCGGCAGUCUGCGCACGCCGUGCCGGUGAGGAACAGCGGCAGCCCCAAGUCCUCCAUGAAGACAAGGCAGGCCUUCCUGCUGCAGGCCACGCGGCUCACCAAGCUGGCACGCCACAUGUGCCGGGACCUCAUCCGGCUGCGCCAGGCGGCACGCCGACCUUUUGUGCCCAUUAACAUUGCUGCCGUUAAGGCAGAGUACAUGAGCCGGCUGCCCGAAGGAGUGGAGAGACCAGCCAAGAUGAAAGCUUCUCCGAGAGUGACUCUCUCCAGCGUCCUCAAGUACUUAGAGUCCCGCCCCCCCCUCCACAGCCCCAGAGUGGCACGGACACCCAGCCUGCAGUGCCAGCCCGCAAAACGCCUCCUCUCUUCUCUGCCCAGCCACGGUCCCCUUGGAAUUCUGGGGAAACGGAGCUACAACCACCACAGCAGGAUAGAGGGGCUGGAGAGAAGAGGGAACAUUAUUGGGCAUGACAACAUGAGCCACAUCAUGGGACCAGUCCUGCACAAUGGCAGAGCCAGCAGCAACCCAGCAAGAGCUGCUGGCACCUUUCUCCGCAAACAGAGACCCAACUGGAUUGAUGCUCCUGACGACGGCUUCUUCCUGGUGUCCCAGGAAACCAGGAGAGUUCGGAAGCUGCUUUCUCGGACCCAGUUAAGAAGAGCAUGUAGACAGCCGUGUGAGCAGAUCCGAGUGAGGAGAUCAGUGUACUGCCCCUCGUACCCGAGCCUCAGGACCCACGGACCCAUCAUCAUCCAUGACUGACUGCACCCUGCUGUCCUUAAAACACAUCCACACCCAUUUGAGCAAGCUGCCAGCUCUUCAGUGGCAUCUACCCCACAGCCUGGACUGUCCAAACCAGCCAACCAGUUACAUCAGGAGGGUACUGACAUCAGCCAUCAUUAUUUCAUUUUGUAAUAUUGCACAAUCAUUUUGGAAUAAAAGAGGCUUUAAUUUUGUGCAGUGUUCAAUGCCAGUCUUUAAGGUGAAAGAAAGCCUACCUGGUAGAGUGGCAAUAAGAUAAUGCUCAGUGCCUCUUAAUUUUGGCCAUUUCUUUCCUAAAAAUGGCAGGACUUUUGGAAGGCAUGUCUGUAUUUUUCAAAGUUUAGUUUCCUGUCCUUAUAUUGGACUGGGAAGCUUUUUUUGCUUUUACUUUUCAGUGUGAACAAAUGACUGUAAAUAUGUUUGAUCUUCGUCAGAUUUGUCUGAUGUAUUUUUAAAAUAUUUUCCUUUUUUAACAUUUCCCCUCAUGCAGUAUGCUAAAGUGUUUCAAUGCUUUCUAAAAUAACAGGUCUUUGUACUGUGCCUGUUCUGAAUUUUUACCACUGACAAUCAAACUUAAAAUGUGAUCAGAAAUUUUAAAAAGUGGACUGAUAAGAAGUGGUCUUGACACCUGUUAGAAUAAUUAUAAGGGUGCUCUGUUCUAUUGACAUUCUUAUCUAUGCAGAUAAUCUAUUGAUUUUGAAAUAGGACACCUUCAUUAAAUAGGGUGCAUCCCCUUUGUAGCCCAAGUUUUCAACAAGGCCUCUUGAAACAAAGGUCAUUGACACCAAAUGGAGCCUGUUGUGGUAUCACUGAGAUUUGGUAUGGACUGGGUUCCUGCAUUUUUUGGUCUCUUUCAUUAGACAUUACUUCUUAUUUCUCAUAUGAAACCAAUAACUCUUCACAAGUAUGCAGCCUCAGCAUUCUGAUCACUCUGUAAUAUACAAUAGUUAAAAUUUCAAUGAACAAAUAAGGGAUUAUUUCCAUCUAUAGCCACUAAACAGCUUUCCAUUGCAGUAUUCUUCCCAUAUAUAAGUAAUGUCAAGAAGAGGCGACAUUAUUCCCAACAUAUUGAAAAUCUUAAUUAUAAUUAACUAUGCAUUAAUCCCUACAAAGGAAGGACCAGAAAGUAUCAUCCACUUAGCUUAACUGAAACCAGUAAAAGAUAAAGUCACAUUUGUGCAACCACUUCAAUUUUUAAUGCUUUCAGUGUUCUGAAAUGAUUUUAUUUUGGCUAUUUCUCCUUUAUUCUCCAUGUUUUUGGGAUGUUCUCCAUUGAUGUGCUUUCUAGGGUAGUAAUGAAGAAUUAGGAUGAGGUUUGUCUGUCCACUUAUUUCCAGGUUGUCACUGCCAUCAACAUACAUUGUACUUCUCAGCUUUUGCUAAGGAUCAAGCAUUCAGAUCAAAUUAAAACCAGUGCUGGUUUGAUUAAACCCC